AUGCGGGUUCGGGUACGGGUGGAGGAUGGGGAUUUGGGUGGUGGUGGUGGUGGUGAUGGAAGCGGGGAUGGUGGUUUCUCUUUCUUGUCAUGGUAUUUGACGGCUCUUGACAAGUACCCAGUGGCAACAAAAGCUAUAACCUCUGCAAUUUUGACGCUCAUUGGAGAUUUAAUUUGCCAAUUUGUGAUUAAUAGAGUGACGAAACUGGACCUAAAGCGGACAUUUGUUUUCACCUUCCUGGGACUUGCAUUGGUGGGUCCUACACUGCAUUUUUGGUAUUUAUCUUUGAGUAAACUGGUCACAAUGCCCGGAGCAUCGGGUGCGUUCUUGCGCCUUCUGCUUGAUCAGUUUGUCUUCUCUCCUAUCUUUAUAGGAGUUUUUUUAUGUUCACUUGUCACCUUGGAGGGAAGGCCUUCUCAAGUAGUCCCAAAGCUUCAGCAGGAGUGGUUUUCAUCAGUGCUGGCGAAUUGGCAAUUGUGGAUACCAUUUCAAUUUCUCAAUUUCCUGUUUGUUCCUCAGAAAUUACAGGUUCUUGCAGCAAAUAUGGUGGCCCUUGCAUGGAAUGUAAUUCUGUCGUUUAAGGCUCACAAGGAAAUCAUCAUCAAAUAGGAUGAUCAAAAAGAGUUGGUGCUAGCGGUAAAUCCCACCGCCCAAUUUCCUGGUAUCAACC
Molecule: messenger RNA, 670 nt
Organism: Asparagus officinalis (garden asparagus)
Lineage: Eukaryota; Viridiplantae; Streptophyta; Magnoliopsida; Asparagales; Asparagaceae
Product: protein sym-1
Exons: 8
Coding region: 1-609 (202 amino acids)
Cellular component (GO): membrane; cytoplasm
Source: RefSeq, a predicted model, not a curated record